Molecule: messenger RNA, 1515 nt
Organism: Boeremia exigua
Lineage: Eukaryota; Fungi; Ascomycota; Dothideomycetes; Pleosporales; Didymellaceae
Exons: 1
Coding region: 1-1515 (504 amino acids)
Source: RefSeq, a predicted model, not a curated record
AUGAUGCUGUGCUGGACGGGCUUCCUCGUCUUUGAUUAUCGUCGCAAGGUCAAGUACCCUACCCUACUGACAUCUCUGGGCAUGCUCUGCCAUGUCAUCCCCGCACUGACUCUCUACACCACCUGCCGUCUCGCCGAGCAGGCCCCCAACGGCGCUGACGUCUGGUUCGUAUUCCUCCUCGUCUUCCGCUACUGGCGCACCGCCGUCCAGAUCUUCUUCUGGUUCCAUUACGCGCCCGUCCGCCCCUCGCGCGCCGACGCCAUGAAGCCGCGAGACUGCACCGUCGUGCUGCCCACCGUUGGCCCGGCCGGCAACCCCGUCUUCGAGGACCUGGUUGCGUCGAUCCUGGCCAACGCGCCCGCCCGCGUCGUCUUCUCGACGAACACCCGCGCCGCGGCCACGGGCGUCGAGCGCUUCCUGCGCGCCUUCCGCCCGCGCUACGAGGCGGGCCUGACGGCGUACCAGCGCCGCAACGGCCUCCCAGCAACGCCCGUCUCCUCUGCAAUUGAAGUCAUCGACGUGGGCCGGUCCAGCAAGCGCCGCCAGGUGGUCGCGGGCCUCACGCACGCGCACACGGCUAUCGUGGUCUCCGCCGACGACACCGCCGAGUGGACGCCGGCCUGGCUCGUCGAGGCGCUCGCCGCCUUCAACGACCCCGCUGUCGGCCUCGUCGGGACCCGCAAGUGGGUGAAGGACCUGGCGGCGCCCGCUGUCGACCCCGUGGACGGCGUGCUCUACAACGCCUGGCUGCGCUGGUACGCGCGCUUCUGGAACGUGAUGGGCGGCGUGUACCUGAUCCGGCACAACUUCGAGAUCCGUUCGUGCAACGCGGCCGACGGCGGCGUGUUCUGCGUGUCGGGCCGCUCGAGCCUGAUCCGCCGGGCGAUUCUGACUCCAGAGUUCCAGCACGCGUUUACGCACGAGUACGUGCUCGGGUGCGGCCCCGUGCAGGCCGACGACGACAACUUCAUCACGCGCUGGGUGCUGCGGCACGGCUGGGCGGUGAAGAUGCAGUGCCAGCGCGAGGCGACCAUGAGCACCGCGCUGGGCGCGUACCCGCGCGAGUUCAAGUUCCCGGCGCAGUGCCGGCGCUGGUCGCGCUCGACGUUCCGGCAGAACCCCAUUGCGCUGCUCGUCGACCGCGAUAUCUGGUGGGUGUGGCCGCUGAGCGUGUGGACGACGUACAUUCCGUGGCUGUACAACACGGCGCUGGUGUGGGACGCACUGGCUCUGUUCACGUUCACGCGCAGCACCUGGUUUGCCGAGGCCGCGCACCCGUGGAUGGUGCUGCUGGCGCUCGCGUACGCCAUCCAGCUCACCAAGCUAGUCAAGACGGCUCCGUGGUGGUGGGCGCACCCGUGGGAUUUCCUGCUGUUCUUCGUGGUGCCUGCGUAUCCGCUGUUCGCGUACUGGCAUUCGCUGCUGAAGAUCUACACGGCAUUUACGUGCCUGGACAUGGAGUGGUCGGGCCGUACGCUGCCGCAGACGGAGGAGAAGAAGGCAAAGGCUGAGUAG